Molecule: messenger RNA, 399 nt
Organism: Pogonomyrmex barbatus (red harvester ant)
Lineage: Eukaryota; Metazoa; Arthropoda; Insecta; Hymenoptera; Formicidae
Product: matrilysin-like
Source: RefSeq, a predicted model, not a curated record
AUGCGUAAACCGCGAUGCGGCGUCAAAGAUAUAUCGAGUGACUUGGACAAGUCUCCGAGGAAAUGGGCGAAGAACGUUCUACGAGUCACCGAGGUCGCGUUCGAGAUGUGGGCUGCGAAUUCGUCGCUGACGUUCGAGCACGAUUCGAUGAAUCCCGAUAUCGUGAUAUCAUUUCGGAAGGGUUUUCACACGUUCGUAGAUCCUCGGCAUCGAGGAAGCCAAAUAUGUCCGUCAUUGCUGGACGGACCAGGAAAUGUGCUAGCUCACGCUUUUUUACCAUCUUCCGAAGUAUCGGAGGUGCACGUGGAUAACGCGGAGAAGUGGCAUAUCGAGCUGACCGCUAAUCCUAACGAUACGAUUCAUCUGCUACAUACGUUGACGCACGAGAUCACGCGUUAG